Messenger RNA from Falco peregrinus (peregrine falcon), 5388 nucleotides. RefSeq names its product potassium two pore domain channel subfamily K member 3 (gene KCNK3). Gene Ontology annotation, cellular component: membrane. The coding region runs from base 95 to 1267 and encodes 390 amino acids. Lineage: Eukaryota; Metazoa; Chordata; Aves; Falconiformes; Falconidae. Gene Ontology annotation, biological process: potassium ion transmembrane transport; stabilization of membrane potential. The record is from RefSeq and is a predicted model, not a curated record. Gene Ontology annotation, molecular function: potassium ion leak channel activity; open rectifier potassium channel activity. The transcript has 2 exons.
CCGAGCCGAGCCGCGCCGGGCCCGCCGCCGCCGCCGCCGCCGCCGCCAUGCCCCAGACGGCCCCGCCGCCGCCUCCCGCCGCCGCCGCCGCACCAUGAAGCGGCAGAACGUGCGGACGCUGGCGCUCAUCAUGUGCACCUUCACCUACCUGCUGGUGGGCGCCGCCGUCUUCGACGCGCUGGAGUCGGAGGAGGAGACGGCGGAGCGGCUGCGGCUGGAGGUGAAGAGCCAGGAGCUGAAGAGCAAGUACAACCUCAGCGCCGAGAGCUACCGAGAACUCGAGUGGGUCGUCCUCAAGCUCAAGCCGCACAAGGCCGGCGUCCAGUGGAAAUUCGCCGGUUCUUUCUACUUCGCCAUCACCGUCAUCACUACCAUAGGUUAUGGCCAUGCAGCCCCCAGCACGGACGGGGGGAAGGUCUUCUGCAUGGUCUAUGCCCUUCUGGGGAUCCCCCUCACCCUCGUCAUGUUCCAGAGCUUGGGCGAAAGGAUCAACACCUUUGUCAGGUACCUCCUCCACCGCAUCAAGAAGUGCCUUGGCAUGAGGCGGGCGGAGGUCUCCAUGGCCAACAUGGUCACCAUUGGGUUCUUCUCCUGCAUCAGCACCCUCUGCAUCGGGGCAGCCGCCUUCUCCUACUACGAACACUGGAGCUUCUUCCACGCCUACUACUACUGCUUCAUCACCCUCACCACCAUUGGCUUUGGGGACUAUGUGGCCCUGCAGAAGGAUGAAGCCCUCCAGAACAAGCCACAGUAUGUGGCCUUCAGCUUCGUCUACAUCCUGACGGGGCUGACGGUCAUUGGGGCUUUCCUCAACCUGGUGGUGCUGCGUUUCAUGACCAUGAAUGCCGAGGACGAGAAGCGGGAUGCCGAGCACCGGGCGCUGCUCACCCGCAAUGGGAAAGCCAGCAGCAUCCACACCGCGGACACCACCUCGGCCGCGCCGGCAGCGGUGGGGGGCAGCGGCAGUGGCGGGGGUGGCUUUCGGAACGUCUACGCCGAGGUUCUCCACUUCCAAUCCAUGUGCUCGUGCCUGUGGUACAAGAGCCGGGAGAAGCUGCAGUACUCCAUCCCUAUGAUCAUCCCCAGGGACCUCUCCAACUCAGAUACCUGCGUGGAGCAGAGCCAUUCCUCACCUGGCCGCUGUCCAGAGACCCCCUCCAACAGAUGCUUCUGCAAUGCCCGCCGGUCAGCUAUCAGCUCCGUCUCCACCGGUCUCCACAGUCUGGCAGCUUUCCAGGGGCUCAUGAAGCGUCGCAGCUCCGUGUAGCCCCUCUCCAUCCCCACCUAUGCUCCCUGGACCCCCCUUUCCCUUGGCCCCGUGGCCAAGGACCUUUCUUGGUCAUGGCAGGAGGAAACUACACCGGGGUCUGACUGCGGGGGGGAGGCAGUGGGCUGGGACCCCCUCGGGGAGACGAUGGGCUGUGCUCCUCUGACAGGACUCAAAGGGGAUGCAGGAGCAGUGGGAAGGCUGCCCCGGUCCUCUCUGAAGUGGGAAGAAGGGAGCUGCUGGUUUUAUUUUAUUUUAAUUUAAAUUAAUUUUAUUUUAUUUUAUUUUGCAAAACCACUCCUCAAAAAUGUGAAACUUGAAGAGCUGGAGGGUGUUUUUACCUGAUGAGGUGAGGGGUACGCUUGCAUCUCCCACUGUGAUACCUCUGUGCAAGCGGUUGGGGACCCCCACAGCCCCCGGGCAGCCCCAUGGCAGCCUGAGCGUGCAAGGCUGCAUGCAACGGCACGGCCGUGAGCCGGACACAUGAGUGUGUGUGCACUGGAGGCCUUGUGAGAUGCAGGGAGAGGAGGACAUGGGGCUCCCGGCCCUGAUGGUGGGCAGCAGCAGGGUCCUGUCCCCUCCAUCCUCUGCCCCCUCCAACCAUGGGGACACGCCAGGGAAGGCAGGUCCUCGGGAGGCAAGGGAUGCCACGGCAAAGGCAAGCAUGCAUCAGCGGGCAAAUCAGGCUAAGAGGGGCUUAGACGGAGCUUUUUGAUCACUACACACAUCAGCUUGCUUGCCCCUGUGGCCGAGAAAACAAGCCGUGAGUCACGUAGGCUGCUGAAAACGCCUGCCACAACUCAGUGGGCAGCCCUCAGAGAGCUUUAUGGGGUUAUUUUAACCCUUUUUAGAUGGGCAAAUCUGGGCGUCCCCAGGAUUUUCCUAGUGGUGAGGCAGCAGGAUGCUCAGAGCCAUCCCUGGGAGGCAGGACAGGCAGCCGCAGCACAGUCCCCUGGGACCACCUCUCCAUCCUCCCCGCAGCAGCUCUGGGGCUGGAGCCGUUACCCUUGGGGAGCAUUUUUGGGGGGACAACCUGGGGCAUCGGAAGACUUUUUCACCCUUCUUCUCCUUCACAGCCCUGGGCUGCGCCAGUCCCCUUUCAACCCGCCUCACCCUGACACCUUGAGCCCAGAGCAGGGGAUGCUCCUGGGGCUUCCCCCACCUGAGACCCAGGACAUCCCGGGGGUCACCUCUGGCACAGCCACCUCAUCAUGGUGUGACAGGAGCAAAACCAUCUUUCCUUGUCCCCCUCCAUGCAUGGGGCAGCCCCCAGCCCCACAGAGAGCACCCCCAUCACCCCCCCCCCCCAGGACCGUGCUCCCCCUGCCAGUACCCAAAGCACAGGCUGUCCCCCUGCCAGCAGGGACACCGGGGGACACCAUGACAUGCACUGGCCCCUCUUUGAGCUCUGGGGGUUCCAGGGGGACUCUGAGAACAGCCAAGGCCCCCAGCCCACCUGUUUCUUUUCUCACCUUUUAACAGAAGAAAAACAAUAUGUUUCUAAUACUUGAUGACCUGUACAUAAUGUUAGAUACCAGAAAGGAUAUUUAUUAUAAAUGAUGCUAUCGUCGUAUCUAUAGAAAUCUAUAAAUAUCUAUCAGACAGGAGUCUUGGGGGAAACUUGCUGAUGACUCCAGGGAAUUUCUUUUCGCUCUCUGCAUCUUUCUCAUCCUAGGGCACCCAUGGGGAGCUGCACUCCCCCUGGCAAGGUUUCUCUGGUUCUCAUGCCAAAGUAUAUUUGUACCGCUGAGUUACUUUCCUUAGAGAGAGAAAUAAAGGAUGGUUCAAACCUCAGCACCGCCUCGACUCCUUCCCUCAGGUGCUGGAUGGGGAGGAGGGGCUGGCAGCUGAGGGUCCUGGUCCCCUGGGACCUCCCCGUGCCGUGGAUCUGUGCCCCACCACCUUUGCUCUGCAGGACCGGGAAGUGUGAGAAUUUCCUCAGGAUGAGCCUCUGCCUCUCUCCUGACUUUAGCUAGGGACAAGGGAGAGGAAAGGAAGGAAAGAAAAGCUCAGCUUUAAUCUCUGCCAGGGCUGCAGCAUCCUUUGGUGGACUCAGUAGGAGAAGGGUCUUGGGUGGGCAGCUAGGUAGCACAGAGCCCUUUGGGGCUCCCCAACCUCUUCCAUCCCACCAUCACCCACUGAUGGAAGGCUAGAGGGGACCCUGCAGCAGCUUUUCACAUGAGAGCCCCCCAAACCCAACAUAGCUGUAUCCCUCCUGCUCUGCCCAUAGCAGCAUCUCAGCAGCCCUCACCCAGGCUGGAGAUCUCCCUCUGCUCCAUGCAACAGCAAGAAGCAUUCAACCGUUGUGAUCUGCUGUGUGACCCUGGGGGGACAGGGCUGAGCCCCCCUGUCUUGGGCGGCAUGGGGAAACUGAGGCACAAACAGGAGAUGCACUCUGCAGAGAGCCGGGGGGUACCUUGAAUGGUGGUGGGCAUCUGGCUUCAAACUUCCAAGGGGAUUUGGGCAUCACUGAUGGCCAGGAUGCACUAGGAUGGACAGGGACAUGCCAUCUUGGUGGCUGGGGCCAUCAGCAGAGCUUUGGGCUGCUCUCCUGCCUUUAAGUGGAUAAAACCUGCUCCCUCCAAACCCAGGCAAGAGCCGCCAGCUAAUCUAAUAAUGCUAAGCCUGCAAAGCGCAGAUCUGUCUUGGCAGCAGCCGACAGAGAGAGAGUGGCUCAUCUGAGCAGCAGCUUUCACUGUGCCCAAAGGUGCACCCAUGGGAUGCAGGGGCAUGGGGGGACUGGGUGCUUCCCCAGCAUUCCAUUCUUCUGUUAUCCCUCUCUGCUGCCCCUGGGUGCAUCUGGAGGGGGUAAAGGCUUCCCUUCAUCCUCCUCUGUCUCCAGUGUUUCCCAUCAGGAAGACAGGAUGCUGAGCCAGCUGGAGCUUUGAUCUGAUCCAGUACAACGAUUCCCAGGGUGUAACUGGUCCCCCCAGGCUCCCAGCCCUCUGCAUGCAGAUGCCAAUACGCUCAGCACUGCCCAUCCUCCUGGCACUGGGGGCAGCUGGGGACAAAGUCACUGAUCAGUUGGCAUGGACUUGUUGAGCUGGUGACAGAGGGCUGAGAGUGCUGGAGAUGCCAGAGGGACCUGGAGAGGAUGGAGAAACUGUCAGAGGAACCUCAUGAAGUUCAAUGAGGAGACAUGCAAAGUCCUGGCCCCUGAGGAGGAACAACACCAUGUAGCAAUGGCCACUCAACUGGAAAGAACCUCAGCAAAGAGGACCUGGUGGACACCACGUUGACCGUGAGCCAACAGAAUGCCCUUGCUGCAAGGAAGGCUGAGGGUAUUGAGCUUCAGUAGGCAAAGCAUUGCCAGUAGAUUGAGGGAGGGGAGCCUUCUCCUCUGCUCAGUGCUAGUGAGACCACAUCUGGAGUGCUGGGUCCAGUUCUGGGCUCCCCAGUCCCCAAGAGAUGUGGAUAUACUGCAAAGAGUCCGGCAAAGGGCUGUGAAGAUGGUGGACUGGAGCAUCUCUCUUAGGAGAAAAGGCUGAGGGAACUGGCGAGCAGAGAAGGCACAGGGGAGUCUCACCAUGGCUGUAAAUACCUGGUGGGGAAGAGGACAGAGCUGGGAUCUUCCCAGUGGUGCCAAGUGACAGGACAAAAGGCUCAGCCACCUCCAGCAGGUCCCCCAGCCCCACCAUCCACUUUGGAGAAGUAGAGCAUCCCCAGGAGAGCCAUAGGGAUCCACAGGGGCUAGUCCUCUCCAGCCAGACCAGGGCUGUGCAGGCAGGACCCUGUUGUGGGCAGGGGAUGGGACGGGAGCUGGGACACCCCCAUGGCAGGGGGCUGAGAGGUGUCCCCUGUGGAGGAGCCUCUGGGCAGAUCCCAAGGGGUUUAGGAGUGCCUGAGCCAUCUGCCCCCACUGCUUCAUCCCCAGUGAUUUUUUUCCCCCUCUCAAAGCAUUUAAAUUUUCCUUGUCAGCUGUAGCCCAAAUAUUUACAGUCCACUGGAGUGACUUAAAAUUCCUCUCUGGUAUUAAACAGCGUAGCCGCUCACUCACAGCCAUGGGGAAAGUUCGGGUCCGGGCAGCCGGGACUCAUCCUGCAGCUUCCUCCAAGCCCUGAGGAAGAGGAGGAGAAAAGGUGGGGAGUGAAGGCAGUUAUCUCAGCUGAAAAAGGGUUAGG